This is a messenger RNA of Lepidothrix coronata (blue-crowned manakin), 629 nucleotides long. Its product is annotated as eukaryotic elongation factor 2 kinase-like. The transcript has 3 exons. NCBI's taxonomy places the organism in Eukaryota, Metazoa, Chordata, Aves, Passeriformes, Pipridae. The record is from RefSeq and is a predicted model, not a curated record. The coding region runs from base 96 to 437 and encodes 113 amino acids.
AAAGGUUUUGUUUGUUUUACCAGGACACAAAGGAGAACAGAAAUAAAGGAUUUAAUUACUUGCUGAGAGCAGCAGAAGCUGGAGACCGGCCUUCCAUGAUUCUGAUAGCAAGAGCAUAUGAUACAGGUGUAAAUCUUGCUGCAGACAGAGCCCAGGACUGGAAGGAGGCCCUGCACUGGUACAACGCUGCGCUGAACAUGACUGACUACGAUGAGGGAGGGGAGUAUGAUGGCACUCAGGAUGAGCCCCGCUAUCUGCUCCUGGCCAGGGAAGCAGAGAUGUUAAUGACGGGAGGGUUCCACCUGGAUAAGGAUCCACAGAGAUCAGGUGAGCUUUACACAGAAGCAGCAGAAGCAGCAAUGGAAGCCAUGAAAGGCAGACUGGCAAAUCAGUACUACCAAAAAGCAGAAGAGGCUUGGGCGAUGAUGGAAGAAUGACGCCGAAAUUAAGCAGUUCUUGUAUAUAAAUUUUUUAUAGACUUGCUGCAUUUGCAGCUAAAAAGCUAUAUUUUUAUGUGAUGUUACCAGUUCCUUUUUUUGUAUUUCAGUUUUCUAAGGUUUUUUGAGGGGAGGAAUUCAAAUGUAACUAUGUAGGGUACCAUAGCAUACUUCUGUUAGUGUUUUAAAGCU